GUUUUUAGAUUCACCGUCGGAAAAAAUGAAAUUUCAUAACGAUAUAUAAAUUGGCAAGGAGGACCAAACAGUCAAGUAGUAUUUGACUUUCAUUCAAAGCUUUUGGAUCGUGAAAAUAUACAAAAAAUCAUACAAAAUGUCAGUUGUUCCUUUGAGUUUCCGUGACUGGUGGGAUGAUUUCAGUGCAUUUGAUCGUCCAUUCCGCUCAUCACGUUUAUUAGAUCAAGAAUUCGGCACUGGAUUGCGUCGUGAUGAUCUCUUAUCUUCAUUCUGGAAUCCAACACCCAGUGUAUUGCGUAGCGGCUAUGUCCGACCAUGGAGAUCAAAUAAUUUGAAGCGUGAAGGAAGUGGUUCAACAUUGAACGUUGACAACGAUAAAUUCCAAGUUAUUUUGGAUGUUCAACAAUUCACACCAAAUGAAAUUACUGUCAAGACCACCGAAAAAUUUGUUGUUGUUGAAGGCCGACAUGAAGAAAAAGCCGACGAACACGGCUACAUCUCACGUCAAUUCACACGCAGAUACGCCUUGCCAGCAAACACCAACCCGAACGAUGUACAAUCAUCAUUAUCGUCCGAUGGUGUGCUAACCAUUACAGCCGCCCGUAAACAAGUUCAACAAAAUACCGAACGUGUUGUACCAAUCACACAAACUGGCCCAUCCAAAAAUGAAGACUCAUCUGCACAAAGUACCGCCUCAACACCAGCCAGCGAAACAAAAGUUGGACUACCAUAAGCAAUAAGCCUUAUUAUUGUCAUUUGGAUGCUUUAAUUUGUAAAUUUUGGCCAAGCAAUUUUUUGAAUGAUUUUUUUUUUUUUUUUGAAAUUCUAAAUUUAGGACUUUUAUAUGAACACACAA
Contarinia nasturtii (swede midge) is the source of this 856-nucleotide messenger RNA. RefSeq names its product protein lethal(2)essential for life-like. The transcript has 5 exons. Gene Ontology annotation, biological process: response to heat; protein refolding. NCBI's taxonomy places the organism in Eukaryota, Metazoa, Arthropoda, Insecta, Diptera, Cecidomyiidae. The record is from RefSeq and is a predicted model, not a curated record. Bases 137 to 733 code for a protein of 198 amino acids. Gene Ontology annotation, molecular function: protein folding chaperone.